ACGGAGAACGCAAAUGAAGACCGCUGGCGGUGAACAAGAAAGUUUAGAGCACUAUGCGGGCUGGGCAUCCCCUACGUUCUGUUUUUUUACUGGACCCUUCCCUGACUUUUGCUUCACCCCGCUUUGAUUUCGAGAAUGCGAAAGUGGUUGCGGGCAGAGACAGCAAUACACUUAUUUCCCCUUUUUCUAUCAGAGAAGAUUCUUGGGCGUACUUUCCCUGUAAGGCGAGCGUGCGUAUUUACAUUCAGUCCUUCAACGAUAUCUUCAAAUCCUGUGAGGCAAAAACUGGGAAGGAGUUAGAGGUCACCUACAAGUCAGCUCCCGAACUGCAAGCUGCUCUCACGAGCAACCCUCACAAUCUCGAAGCCUCCUACAUUCUUUCUAGUCCGUUAGAGGGAGAGCAGUGGGGAAGUCGGAGGAUGUCACUAACGGAGAGUUCCCUGAUUCCAAACCAGUCAAAGUCAUUGAUGUUCUCGUCCCACAAUCCGAUUCACGAGCACAGAGUCAUUUGUACUGUUUUAUGA
Molecule: messenger RNA, 524 nt
Organism: Heterobasidion irregulare TC 32-1
Lineage: Eukaryota; Fungi; Basidiomycota; Agaricomycetes; Russulales; Bondarzewiaceae
Exons: 3
Coding region: 54-524 (156 amino acids)
Source: RefSeq, a predicted model, not a curated record